Messenger RNA from Vigna umbellata (rice bean), 614 nucleotides. RefSeq names its product auxin-responsive protein SAUR72-like. The record is from RefSeq and is a predicted model, not a curated record. Lineage: Eukaryota; Viridiplantae; Streptophyta; Magnoliopsida; Fabales; Fabaceae. Gene Ontology annotation, biological process: response to auxin.
CACUCCACCCACCUACUCAACGAACUCUCCACACUUUCAAAAUCCGAACUCCAAAACAAAACGCACUCAAACUCCGUUACUUUCUGUGUUUUAUUUCCUUUGUUCAGACUGUUAGAGAAUGUCGCCGUCGACGACUGGGAACUGCAGCAAAAUCCGGCGCAUUGUGCGCGUGCGGCAAAUGCUUCUCCGGUGGCGGAGGAAUGCGCGGCUGGCGGCGUCGGACGUUCCGGCGGGACACGUGGCGGUGUGCGUGGGGCCCAGCCGGAGGAGGUUCAUCGUGCGCGCCAACUACCUUAAUCAUCCGAUCUUCAAGACGCUUCUCGCGAAAGCGGAAGAGGAAUACGGUUUCUGCAACCACGGUCCUCUCGCUAUUCCUUGUGACGAGUCUCUGUUCGAAGAGCUUCUCCGGGUCGUGGACCGACCCGUACCCGGAUUGUACACGCUCGAGGAUUUGAGGAGACGGUGCCACGUGGAUGUGUCGGGUGGCAACUCUGAGUCGUGGCCGUUGCUUCGUGAUGAACUGAUCUGCUGAGUUGACUCGGUCCUGAAAAUACAAUAUUCAUUUUUCACUAACUACUCUUUUUUUGGGGUUUGUAAUUUUUAUCCUAAUUAAU